This is a messenger RNA of Theobroma cacao (cacao), 2447 nucleotides long. Its product is annotated as putative glutathione S-transferase parC. Gene Ontology annotation, cellular component: cytoplasm. Gene Ontology annotation, molecular function: glutathione transferase activity. Gene Ontology annotation, biological process: glutathione metabolic process. Lineage: Eukaryota; Viridiplantae; Streptophyta; Magnoliopsida; Malvales; Malvaceae. The record is from RefSeq and is a predicted model, not a curated record.
GUGAAUGGUGUGAAAAUUCAAUUAAGAUCUUGGGCAUAAUGUUAUUACUCUUUAGUCUUAAGACAUCUUGGCUUAUUUACUAAUUUUAUGUAAAAAUUAGAGAUGUCUAUCAUGGUCACAAGUUGAGCUAUUGCUGGUAUUUAAUUUCAACUGUCAUUUGUAUUUGUAGAUUAGUUUUUGGCAAUAUGAAAUAUAAGGUUAUCUAAAUUUUUCUUCCUUACUAUCAGUUUUCUCGCUUUUUUAUCAAACUUCUACCUUGUUCAUUUAGUUCUUUAGGGAAAAGUGAUGGUAUCAUGUCAAAGGCAUUCCAAGCUAUGUCAAUGAGAUACAAUGCACUACCUAUGGCCUUUCUUUUCUCUGUGAGAAAAGGAAUUUGUGUCAGCUUGCCCCUUUGCGAGCAUGACAGCAGGAUCAAAAAUCUCUAUGACACUGAAUUAUCCAUUUUUGACUUCUGUAGUGUCUAAUUAAUUAGCUUUCCAAGGAAAAUAGCUGCACAUGAAUCAUGCUUGUUUGUAUCUCAGAAAAUGUGAGAUCCGUUUCUUGAUUGUUAGGCUUAGUUGAGCCGAGGAGAUUGCCAAUUCUCUGUAUUUUUAGAUACCCUGGAGCUUGAGCUAAUGAUUCCACAAUGGUAGUAUUAUGGAUUGUAAGUAAGGUGCAAAUAGAGGGUUUUAUCAUUUUGCAAUUGUAUAAGGAGAUUUGUAUUCAACUAUUUUGACAUUAUGACUACUGUAGUAGCUUUGAGCAUUUUUUUAAAAUUUUUAUUAAUUUUCUAAUAUUGUCUAUGGCCAAACUGAAGAAGAAUCAUGACUUUAGAGUGAAUAGAACUCUAUUAUAUCGUCCUGGUCAUUUGAUUGGGAUUUGGUAAUUUCAUUAUGAUAGAAUGAUGAUAAAGCUGUAAUAUUGGAUCACAUUUGCAGUUAAUCCCCCAGUUUUGCUAAGGGUUGCCAUGGGGUGUGAUAAAGGAUGUGGAUGAUUAAAGAAACUUUGUUAUGUAAAUAUGAAAAUAAGAUUAUGACAUAGGCCUUCGGUAAUUUGAACCUUUCUUAGUUGAAUUAGCUUUCCAGGGAAUUACUCAGUUGGGGAAGAAGAUUGUUCCAUCUUGUAACUACGAUUUUCAUUCCAGGUAUCAAACUGGGAGACCUGCCCUAGCCCAAAUGAUCAGGUCCAACCAUCUUAAUCGGGCGGGUCAAUCUUCUUGGAAAGAAUGGGCAGCCAAGUGUUAACCUUAUUUUGAAAGGUUCAGAAGAAGGAAAAAAAGAACAACUUGUCCAACGAUACAAUCUACUAGAACAGAAAAUAGAAAGCAAUGAAUAUAAAAAAAAAAAAUGAAAAUUGAAGUGUAUCAGAUUGAGGCGUGGACCCUUGGUGACAACAUGGACUGAUAUGUGGCUUGACUAGCAAAGUCUUGAUGUAAAUCAAAGUCCCAAAGCUCACUUCUUCAAAACUUGUUAGAGGAUAAGGAUGAACACAGUUAAGCGAGAGUUUGUGUGAUCCGACGCAAGCUCUGCUAACACUAAAAGAAGCCCAAGAAAGCCCUGGAAAUGUACCGAAGGAGAAUUCUACAACAUUCACUCAUUGUCUCGUUUGCUUUAUAUAAGAUAAGUAACAUUCACUUAUUUUGCCACAACACAGAAAACACAGCAAACAAAAAACAGUGGAAGAUGAUAUAAUACUAUUGGAUUUUUGGUCAAGCCCUUUUGCAAUGAGGGUGAGAAUUGCAUUGGCAGAGAAGGGAAUUGAUUAUGAAUCAAGAGCAGAGGAUCUAAGCAACAAAAGUUCUCUACUUUUGAAGAUGAAUCCUCUUCACAAGCAAAUCCCUGUGUUGAUCCACAAGGGGAGACCUGUUUGUGAAUCCCUCAUCAUAGUUCAAUACAUCGAUGAGGUUUGGAGAGACAGGUCUCCUCUGCUCCCUUCUCAUCCUUAUGACAGAGCCAAUGCCAGUUUCUGGGCUGACUUUGUUGACAAAAAGAUAUAUCCGACGGGGAAGUUAGUUUGGGGAGCAACAGGCGAGGUCCAAGAAGCUGCAAAGAAAGGGCUAAUUGGUUGCUUCCAGCUGCUGGAAGGAGAGCUUGGAGACAAGCCUUAUUUCGGAGGUGAGAAGUUUGGGUUUACGGAUGUAUCACUGAUUCCCUUCUACAGUUGGUUCUAUGCACUGGAGACCUGUGGGAACUUGAGCAUCAUAACAGAGUGCCCAAAGCUGGUUGCAUGGGCUAAAAGAUGCAUGGAAAGGGAGAGUGUGUCCAAAUCUCUGCCUGACCAAUGCAAAAUGUAUUGCUUCCUUAUGGAGCUUAAGAAGAAAUGUGAGGUCAAAUGAGGUGGUUUACCCUUUUUCCUUUACAAGACCUUCAGGCCUUUAUAUGGCGGUCUAUUGUUUUGUUGCAUUUCAAUAAACACUUGUUAAAAUAUAUGAGAAAGGCUUAUGUAUUAUACCAAAAUAUUCAAAUAAA